This is a messenger RNA of Carassius carassius (crucian carp), 4811 nucleotides long. Its product is annotated as patched domain-containing protein 1-like. Gene Ontology annotation, biological process: chemical synaptic transmission; cognition. The coding region runs from base 668 to 3331 and encodes 887 amino acids. Gene Ontology annotation, cellular component: synapse; plasma membrane. The transcript is spliced from 4 exons. The record is from RefSeq and is a predicted model, not a curated record. NCBI's taxonomy places the organism in Eukaryota, Metazoa, Chordata, Actinopteri, Cypriniformes, Cyprinidae.
CACCGGCACUCACCGGCCGACUCUUCGGGAAACUGGAACUUCGGAAUCAGCUCUGUAACUGAGCAAUUAAGUGCCGCAUCGCGUUCGUUUGUGAAUGUUUUUUGUGGAGCUGCCUUGCGCAAUAAACGAAUGCCUUAACUCGGUAUACGAAAAUGCACACAAGUGGCCGAGCUGGAGCUGCGCGGAGCUCGGUGGUGGAGAUUCGUGCUUUCAGAUUGGUAACAACGGAAAGCGGUCGUGCUGGGCGCGGUACGUCAUUAAUAUGGAUCAAUGACACGCACCUCAUAGAUAAUGGAAUAUACAAAACUGUAUUUGCGCAUUUGAAACUGUUUGUAAGUAAACGACCAGUUCACUGUUAAUAAAAUGCACCGAUAUGUACUGGAUUUAUCCUUUCUAAGACGCUGUGGAGCUAUUCAAAGAGAAAAGUGAUUCGUUUCUAUUACGAGAAACGAGCAUAUAAUUCCUGGCACUCGGAUCAACUACGCAUUUAUGGAAAUUGGGUCUCUCAGAUGGCAUGAAACUGCAAAGACGUGACUGAAGGACCUGAUGAGAUUCAACGCAACGAUUCAUCAUUUCAGUUAUCCAGCUGCGUGGGUUGAAAACUGAUGCUCCGGUUCUCUGAUGCUGAUGCUGGGUCAUCGCCCUUGCGCUGUUGCUGCAUUCUAGGAUGUUGCGACAAGUAUUGCACGAAGGGCUCAGGACGUCAUUCCACAAACUGGGCCACUUUGUCGCCAAUCACCCGGUGUUUUUUGCCUCCGCGCCCGUGCUGAUCUCCAUCCUGCUGGGCGCGAGCUUCAGCAGAUACCGCAUAGAGGAAAACGUGGAGUUCCUGUUAGCCCCCAAACACAGCCUGGCGAAGAUCGAGGGGAACUUGGUGGAUAGUUUGUUCCCCGUAAACCGAUCCAAGCACACGCUAUACUCGGAUUUGCAAACACCCGGCAGAUAUGGCCGGGUCAUCGUGACUUCGCGCAGGGGGAGCGUGUUGGACCCUCACCACGUUAACUCUGUCCUAAAGCUACACAACACAAUCACUCAGAUCCAGGUUCCUAUGCUGGGAUUCAACUACACCUUUGCCCACCUCUGCCUGUUGGAUGACAGCAAGAGCUGCAUCGUGGAUGACAUCCUGCGGGUUCUGGAGGAGAUGAGAUCAGCACGGGCAUCCAACCGCUCAGUCCCAAUUCUGCGUUACCCUAUCACCAAACUCAAAGAUGGGCGGGAGGCCUAUAUUGGGCACCAACUGGGCGGAGUCCUGGCAAGCGGAGGGAGAGACGGGGUACGUUCUGCUCGAGCCCUUCAACUCACAUACUACCUACAAGCAGCCAGCCCACUGAACGAUGUGGUAGCAGCCACCUGGGAGCUGCUGUUCUGCAAAGAAUUGGAAAACUUUGGGAAGGAUCAUCCAGAGCUUAGCCUAUACCCCUUCACUUCCUCUUCUCUUCAGAGGGACUUCCAAAGGACCAGUCGGGUAUCAGAAAGACCGCUGCUCUUUAGCCUGGCUGUGUGCCUCUCGCUGGCCAUGCUGUGCUGCUCAAUGCGAGACUGUGUGCGUACAAAGCCUUGGCUGGGUCUUCUAGCUCUGGUGACUGUCAGCCUUGCUACACUCACCUCUGCAGGCAUUUUCAACCUCACAGGAGGGAAAUACAAUUCAACAUACCUAGGCAUCCCAUUUGUCAUGUUAGGUCAUGGCUUGUUUGGCACAUUUGAGAUGCUGUCGUCUUGGCGUCGGACCCGCGAGGACCAGCAUGUGAAGGAGAGGGUUGCUGCUGUGUUCUCUGACUGUAUGCUGCCAUUCACAGCAAGCACGGCCUUGCACGUGGUCACCUUUGGUAUAGGGGCCAGUCCAUUCACAAACAUUGAGGCUGUGCGUCUAUUUUGUCAAAACGCCUGCAUCUCAGUCCUCUUCAACUACCUCUACAUCCUCACCUUCUAUGGCUCCAACCUGGUGUUUGCUGGCUACCUGGAAAACAACUACCGUCACAGUCUAUUUUGUAGGCGUGUACCAAAGCCUGAGUUGCUGCAGCAGAAGCCGGCAUGGUACCGUUUUCUCAUGUAUACACAUUACAAUGAGGAGGCAACAGAAGCAGGAGCACUGCGUGCUUACGAGAGUCACCUGCUGGUAGCCUUUAUGAAGCGGUACUACUGUGACUGGAUCACCAACACCUAUGUCAAACCAUUUGUGGUUCUGUUCUACUUGGUAUAUGUUUCCUUUGCCCUCAUGGGCUAUCUACAGGUCAGUGAAGGGUCAGAUCUUAGCAAUGUGGUUGCCACUGAAACAAGCACUAUAGCAUACACCCGUGCACAACAGCGUUAUUUCAGCAGCUACAGCCCCGUGAUUGGCUUCUACAUCUAUGAGUCCAUUGAGUACUGGAACACAAGCGUGCAAGAGGACCUACUGGAAUACACCAAAGGAUUUGAACGCAUCUCCUGGUUUGAGAGUUAUCUCAACUACCUUCAUGGGCUGAACAUCACCACUAGCCUGUCACGCAGCAACUUCACCGAACGCUUGCGGUCUGGUUUUUUGCGCCAACCCCGAUAUGUGCAUUUCUCGGACGAUAUCAUCUUUGCCAAACGUGCGGAUGGAGAAUUUGAUGUGGUAGCCUCACGUAUGUUUCUAGUGGCCAAGACGACAGAAAACAAACGAGAGGAGAUGUCUAUCCUGCUGGACACACUAAGGAAGUUAUCGUUGACCUCCAGAGUGAAGUUCAUCAUCUUCAAUCCAUCCUUUGUGUAUAUGGACCGUUAUGCUUCAUCUGUUGGAGCACCCCUGAAAAACUCUUGCAUCGCUGCUCUCUUUCUGCUCUUCUUUUCCACUUUCUUGGCAGCUGACCCUCUGGUCAAUGCCUGGUUGACUGUGACAGUGGCCUCUGUUGAGUUCGGGCUGGUGGGGUUCAUGACCCUGUGGCGGGUAGAGUUGGACUGCGUCUCAGUACUGUGUCUGAUCUACGGCGUGAACUAUGCUGUAGACUCCAGUACUCCGCUGGUAUCUGCAUUCGCUCUAGGCCGGGAAUCCACCCGUACACGCUGGGUGAAACUGGCUCUGGAGCGACAUGGAGUUCCUGCCCUUCAGAGCUACUUGUGUUAUGGGGCUGCUCUGCUCCCUCUCGCGGCCGUGCCCUCAAACCUCACCCGCACACUUUUCAGGUGCCUCUUUCUCACCGCCAUCAUCACCGCCUUCCACUGUUUGGCCAUUCUCCCUGUCCUGCUUACCUUCUUGCCUCCCUCCAAGAAAAAACAGAGGGAGAGAAAGAAUGCUGAGGAAAACCGGGAGGAAAUUGAGUGCGUGGAGAUGGUGGACAGCACACGUGUGGUUGAUCAGAUUACCACUGUUUGACCACAUGCCCAAAAGAGAGGUAGUUCAGAGGAUGUACAAGACAGAAAAAAACAAAACACCCCCAGCGGGGUGGCAGAAGGAGACCUGAGUUAGCCUUUGAGCAGUUGGGCUUCCAGUUCCCAUACUUAAAAGUCUCUAGAUGGCUUUUAAGCACUUUAUGGGUGUUCUUUAGUAUGAGGCCACAUUUUAAACAAGGCUUUUGAUGGUAAAAGCAGAUGAGUUUGAAGUCUAGCCAUUAACAAUGGGUGUAUCGUUAUCAGGGUAAAAGCUCUAUGCAGGUUUUGCUGCAGCUCGAUGAGAGGGAGGAAGACCACAUUGCUGCACAGUUGCAGAUGAUCACAGAGGGGGGCUCCUCUGGUCUGCAGUAUUACAGCAGCAGUAGAGCGGAAACAGUAACAAGCAAUUGAUUUGACAAGGCGUAGAUAGAGACGUACAAUGUUUGUAAUGCUCCAAGAAUCAUACCAAGACUUUCACGGGGCACUUAACUACUGUAAAGACCAAGCAGCCAUAUUCUUAUCUGCUGAUAGCCAUGACUUUAAUGCGCCCCAAUGUUGUCUCAGAUUUCUUUUGAUCGGGUCCAUAUAUUUGUCUUUUGUUAUUUAUUGAUAUUAAAAAUACCUAGUACUGUAUGUGAAAAGUAUUUUCACUUACCAUGGUGAAAGUCACCUCCCCCACCAUGACCAAUGUCUCAGAGGCAUUUAUGGCUGAUCUUCCAUAAAAGAAUGUAUAAGAGAGAAAAAAAGAAUGGGCGGGUGAAAGAAAAGGACAGAAGGGGGUGGGGAUGCGUCUGAGAUACACAGAAGCAAGACUUUGCUGACAGGUUGGUAUGCUGUGCAGGGAUGCCAUGGUAACUCUGGUCACAGUUUAGUUGCAUAGUGUAUGUAUAAUUUCCUACCCACUGAGUUCAACAAGGGCAUUGGUUACCAAUUAAGUCGUACUGCAAUGGGGAGUAUAAUCUAUGAAGGAUUUAUCCCAGCUGCUUCUUGCUUAUUUUGUUUGCCUUUAAAAUGCUGAAAAUCACCUUGUCACAGAAAAUGCUCUUCAUCAAUAUGCAUGAGCCAGAGUCCCUUCAUUUUCACCCUCCUUUGCCCUCUGUGUAUAAGAGGCUUGAAAAAAAUAUAUACAGAGACCUAGGGCAGAAAAAGAGCAUAGGAAAGGUGCAUCUGGCCAAUCAAAUCCACUUACUUUUCAAAUUCUCUUCAGUCCCAAAAGCAAUUGAUAUCAAAUCAAUCAUGAGGUAAAAUACCUUCCCUUUAGCUCCGACUCUUACUGUUUUGUGCAGGGAUUAGUGCUUUAAGGCAGCUGGGGUGGGGGUUGGGGCAUACACUGUAGGUUUUUUUCCAAGUCCCCUUUCUAAAGCACACAUGUGGACUGUGAUAUUGAUAUUUAUGAUGACUGUGGCAUAAAAGAAAGGUUAUGUUGCAGCUUGUGAAAUAUUUCUGAGUGCAUAGCUGAUAAUCAUAUCAAGGACAAUAAAGGC